Podarcis raffonei (Aeolian wall lizard) is the source of this 1899-nucleotide messenger RNA. Its product is annotated as vomeronasal type-2 receptor 26-like. Gene Ontology annotation, molecular function: G protein-coupled receptor activity. The transcript has 4 exons. The record is from RefSeq and is a predicted model, not a curated record. The coding region runs from base 278 to 1876 and encodes 532 amino acids. NCBI's taxonomy places the organism in Eukaryota, Metazoa, Chordata, Lepidosauria, Squamata, Lacertidae. Gene Ontology annotation, biological process: G protein-coupled receptor signaling pathway. Gene Ontology annotation, cellular component: membrane.
UCAGGCUGGCAGUUGGAAAGAAUAGCGCGGCAGUUGGAAAGAAUAGUGGAGUCAGAUAAAAUGAUUAUUUUUCCUUACUGAUAUUGUGAAUGAUGACAGUGAACUUGAGUCAACAACAAAGAAAGUGAAUUCUAAAGCAGUAUACCUACUUUUGGGCCACUUUGUAUUAUCCCUUUUGCUCACAUUUCCACACCUACAGCUACAUUCCCAUAUUCUUUUUGUUCUUAACAUCCCUUUCAUAUCCUCUUGUGGAUCAGGUGAACAGCAAACUUUCUACAUGAAACUGAGGGUGAUAAUAGUCUUUGUAAUAGAUGGUGCUAUGACAAUUUAUCUAUCUUAUUGCAGUCCAGUGUAUAAAAAUUAUCAGCAUGUCCUCACAUUUAUUUUUGCCAUUCAUGAGAUCAAUAAGAAUCCCAGGCUGUUGCCCAAUGUCACUUUGGGUUUCCACAUCUAUGACAACCUUUUUGAUGCAAGAACUAUAUAUGAGACCACCCUGGACCUACUGUUCCCACAGCAAAGGAAGGCAAUAAAUAAUUAUGACAUGAAUAAGAAAGUGUUGUCUGUCAUUGGAGGUCUCACUGUAGAAGAUGCCUAUCAGAUGGCCACCAUCUUGAAUCAGUACAAGAUUCCACAGGUCCAUUCUUCACUGAAAAAUAUCCACUUUAACAAUGGUGCUGGGCAGGAAGUCUUGAUAGAAAAUGGAGAAGUUUCAGCUGGCUAUGAUAUCAUCAACUGGGUUGUUUACCGCAAUCGAACUGGUCUCAAACUCCAGGUUGGAAAAAUUUCAGCAAAUCAUAGUUUCACUAUCAGAGGGAAUAUGAUUGUGUGGAAUAACAAAUUCAAACAGACACCACCUCAAGCAAUGUGUGUUGACAGCUGCCUCCUUGGAUAUAGAAAGAUUGCGCAGGAAGGGAAACAAGUUUGCUGUCAUGACUGUGUCCCAUGUCCAGAAGACAUGAUAUCUAAAGAAACAAAUGCAAUUAAUUGUGCCAAGUGCCCAGAAGAGCAAUAUCCAAAUGCGGACAAAAAUGAAUGCAUAAACAAAGUUAGAAUUUUCCUAUCCUAUGAGGAGCCUUUGGGGAUUAUUUUAGUUUCUCUUGCUGUUUCCUUUGCUGUAGUGACUGGUAUAGUGAUAUACACAUUUGUGAAGAACUGGAAUACCCCCAUUGUCAAAGCCAACAACCAGAACAUUACCAUCACUCUUCUCAUCUCCAUCCUGCUUUGCUUCCUUUCUUGCUUGCUCUUCAUUGGCAAACCUGAGAAGGUGACUUGCCUUCUACGGCAAAUAGCCUUUGGCAUUGUGUUCUCGGUUGCAGUUUCUUCUGUGCUGGCAAAGACCAUCAUUGUGAUCCUGGCCUUUCUGGCCACAAAGCCAGGCAACACAAUGAGGAAAUGGCUAGGGCAGAAGGUGGCAAAUGCUGUUGUUCUCUCCUGCUCCCUCAUCCAAGUAGGCAUUUGUACCUCUUGGCUGUCAAGCUUUCCUCCAUUCCCAGAUCUUGACACGCACUCUCUGGCUGGGCACAUCAUUGUUGAAUGCAAUGAAGGUUCAAUCACCAUGUUCUACUGUGUCCUUGGCUACCUGGGCUUUUUGGCUAUCAUCAGCUUCACCGUGGCUUUCCUUGCCAGAAAACUGCCUGACUCUUUCAAUGAAGCCAAGUUCAUCACGUUCAGCAUGUUGGCGUUUUGCAGUGUCUGGGUCUCCUUUAUUCCAGGUUAUCUGAGCACAAAAGGGAAAUACAUUGUGGCAGUGGAGGUGUUUGCCAUCUUGGCUUCCAACACCGGCCUCUUGGCUUGCAUUUUCUUCCCCAAAUGUUAUAUCAUUGUUCUAAGACCUGAUCUAAACACCAGGAAGCAACUAACAGGAAAAGGAAAUUAAUUAUUUAUCCUUAUUAUAACCUU